Messenger RNA from Acanthisitta chloris (rifleman), 1318 nucleotides. Its product is annotated as plexin-B2-like. Gene Ontology annotation, molecular function: semaphorin receptor activity. The transcript is spliced from 10 exons. Gene Ontology annotation, biological process: regulation of cell migration; regulation of GTPase activity; positive regulation of axonogenesis. Lineage: Eukaryota; Metazoa; Chordata; Aves; Passeriformes; Acanthisittidae. Gene Ontology annotation, cellular component: semaphorin receptor complex. The annotation marks the transcript as partial. The record is from RefSeq and is a predicted model, not a curated record.
ACAGUAAAUGUAUAUGUACAAGAUGGAGGCACCGAUUCCACACCUGUGAAAGUGCUGAACUGUGAUACGAUAUCACAAGUAAAGGAAAAGAUAAUAGACCAAGUGUACCGAAAUCUGCCGUGUUCUCAGUGGCCAAAAGCUGACAGUGUAGUUCUUGAGUGGCGUCCAGGUUCAACUGCACAGAUCCUCUCAGACUUGGAUUUAACAUCCCAAAGAGAUGGCAGAUGGAAACGUAUCAACACACUAAUGCAUUAUAAUGUCCGAGAUGGUGCCACGCUCAUCUUAUCAAAAAUGGGAAUUUCCCAGCAGCCAGAGGAUAAUCAGCAGGAUGUCCCAGGGGAAAGGCAUGCACUCCUGGAAGAUGAAAAUAAAGUCUGGCAUCUUGUCCGGCCAGUGGAUGAAAUGGAUGAAGGUAAAUCAAAGCGCGGCAGUGUGAAAGAAAAAGAGAGGACCAAAGCUAUUACAGAAAUCUACCUGACCAGACUUCUUUCUGUGAAGGGAACACUUCAGCAGUUUGUAGAUGACUUCUUUCAGAGUGUGCUCAACUCAAACCAUGUGGUGCCACCAGCUGUGAAAUACUUCUUCGACUUUCUUGAUGAGCAAGCAGAAAAACAUGAAAUCAAGGAUGAAGAGACCAUUCACAUCUGGAAAACAAACAGCCUGCCCCUUAGAUUCUGGGUAAACAUACUCAAAAAUCCCCACUUCAUCUUCGAUGUUCAUGUUCACGAAGUAGUGGAUGCUUCCUUGUCAGUCAUUGCACAGACUUUCAUGGAUGCUUGCACAAGAACAGAGCACAAAUUAAGCAGAGAUUCUCCAAGUAAUAAAUUACUUUAUGCAAAAGAAAUCUCUAACUAUAAGAAAAUGGUGGAAGAUUAUUACAAAGGUAUUCGUCAGAUGGUGCCAGUGAGUGACCAGGACAUGAACACCCAUCUAGCAGAGAUUUCUAGGGCACAUACUGAUUCCUUAAACACACUUGUGGCUCUACACCAACUCUACCAGUACACUAACAAAUACUAUGAUGAGAUUAUAAAUGCACUUGAAGAGGAUCCAGCUGCACAAAAAAUGCAGCUUGCCUUCCGUUUACAGCAAAUAGCAGCUGCGCUAGAGAAUAAAGUGACUGACCUUUGACUCGAGAGCCGCAAUAAAGAAAUCUGAUCUGAAGAUGUUCAAAUUCAUUCUUCCUGUUAAGGAAAUAGUGUUCUAUUUUUUAAUGUAUAAUUACAACUUUAAAUGAAAGAUUUCAUGGUUUUUUGAUAGCAGAGGUGUAAUGUAAAGAAUUUUUACUGUAAAAUAUGCUUCUAAUUAAAAGUUGUGUUGU